Molecule: messenger RNA, 2038 nt
Organism: Rubroshorea leprosula
Lineage: Eukaryota; Viridiplantae; Streptophyta; Magnoliopsida; Malvales; Dipterocarpaceae
Source: the annotation of a GenBank genome assembly
AGAGAGAGAGGGGAAAGGAGAGUGAGAGAAUUGUGUGUGUCCUUCUCUUCUUCUUCUUUUUAGUAACAGUGAAAUCUAUUCUAUUUUCUGUUCCUCCUCCUCCUCCUUUUAAGCCUUCUUGUUUCCUCCGAUUCUUUCUGUGCUCCACUCAGACACACAGGUUUUCCUCUGCUUCUCUUUUUCUCAUUUUCUUUCAUGCCUAACGGUUCCUCAAUGGGUAAGAGAGAACCCCAGGAAAAUGCAAUCCCAUGUUCUCCUUCCCCUGAUCAGGUUCUAAAGUUGUAGUCUUUUUCUCUGUAUGGCAUUGUGAUAGAACUUUGGGGAUUUCGGUUCUUAAAAUUGUGAACUUUGGAUCUUUUUUAUUUUCCUUUGAUUUUUCUUUCUUAGUCUUCUUUGUGGGUUUAUCUUGGAUUUUGGUGACAAUGAGUCUGCAACUCCUGCAGGGUGAUUUUGACGGUUACAGUGGGGUUCAGGGGGUGAACUUUCUAGUUCCUUCUCUUGCUCUUUCUAACUCUAUAGGGGUUAUGACUCAUCCGAUGGAGGUAGAGGUCAGGAAUUCCCAUAUGGGGUUUCAAAUUUCUAGCUCUUCAAUGGAACAAAACAAGAGACCUCUAGCUUUUGAGUCAGUAGAAAACAGGGGAGUAAAGAGAGCUGAAGGUGAUGGGAGAAAUGGGUUUUUGGGUACCGUUGAAAAGAACGGACUUUCUCUGAAUUUGGGUGAGGAAGAUGAAGGAAAGGGCCCUGGUUGUAGCAAAAAUAGUCACACUAAGCUUUGUGCUAGGGGUCACUGGAGACCAGCUGAGGAUGCCAAGCUGAAGGAGCUUGUGGCCCAAUAUGGUCCCCAAAACUGGAACUUGAUAGCUGAGCAUCUUGAAGGAAGAUCAGGCAAGAGUUGUAGAUUGAGAUGGUUUAACCAGCUUGACCCAAGAAUCAACAGGAGGGCUUUCACUGAGGAGGAAGAGGAGAGGCUUUUGACUGCACAUAGGCUGUAUGGGAACAAAUGGGCAAUGAUUGCUAGGCUGUUCCCUGGCAGAACUGAUAAUGCAGUGAAGAACCACUGGCAUGUGAUCAUGGCUAGGAAACAUAGACAGCAAUCCAGCAUUUACAGAAGGAGAAAGCCAUCUUCUUCUUCUACCCCUCAUCAAGGACUCAUGAACGACCAAAACAAUUCCUGCAGCACUACUGAAUCAACCAUCUCAAGCACCAAAGAUGAAUCUGCUGCGUCCACAUGCACCACUGAUCUCUCCCUCUCCCCCGCUUCAUCUAAAGUUCCCCCUGCAUUUUUCACUAGUUUUAGUCCAGUUCAGGAAAUGGGAUCAUUUGGGAAAAAUGUUAAGAGCAUGGGAAAUGGAGAUAUUGAGAGUUAUGCCACUAGAAAUGGUUUUUACAGGCAAGCACCUAUUGGAGUUGUUGGACGUGGUGUGGACCAAUCUAGGCACUCAGAUUCAAACUCAGAAGUGUCAGCAGCUGAGUCAGUGGGUAACAGCAGGACCAAUCUCUUCAUUUCUGGGGAAAGUGAAAAUGGCAAUGAAAAGAACAACAUGCCCUUCAUUGAUUUCCUUGGAGUAGGAGCUUCUUGAGACAGUGGUUUUUCAGGGUAAAACAGAAACUUGAGAUGAGAAAGAGAAAGGGAGCUGAAAACAAAGGCAAAAAAAAAAAAAAAAAGAGUUUUACUUUGCUGUUUUAAUUUGGCCACUGAAUCACCAGGGGGGGGGGCAAUGUGGGCCUCAUCUUCACAGUCUUCCCUACUUUGUACAGUUAGUUCCAUAAAUGGCAAGAGAGGGAGAGCAACAGUAAAAAAAAGUUAAAGAAAUAGGAGAGAGACUAUGAGGAGUUAAGUCUUCAGAGUUAGUAUUAAAUAAAAAUCUCAAACUUUUUUUUGAGGUUCUGGACUUAUGCAGGAGGAAGAUAGCAGGCUUUGUUAUUCCCCUGUGAUAUUGUGUCAGCUGUUUGUGUAAGGGUGAAGGCAAAGCCAAAGUUUCUCUAUGUUUUUCUCUUUUAUAAAAUCCCUAUCUUUGAAGAAAUUUCAAUGCUCCCU